Eimeria necatrix is the source of this 1941-nucleotide messenger RNA. RefSeq names its product 2OG-Fe(II) oxygenase family protein, putative. Gene Ontology annotation, cellular component: endoplasmic reticulum. The record is from RefSeq and is a predicted model, not a curated record. NCBI's taxonomy places the organism in Eukaryota, Apicomplexa, Conoidasida, Eucoccidiorida, Eimeriidae. Gene Ontology annotation, molecular function: L-ascorbic acid binding; iron ion binding; procollagen-proline 4-dioxygenase activity. Gene Ontology annotation, biological process: peptidyl-proline hydroxylation to 4-hydroxy-L-proline.
AUGGCGUUUGCUGCUUCGCUGCUGGGGGGCUUCUUUGCUGCCCCCGAAGAUGAACAGGGAGAAGGCCCCGGAGCAGCAGCAGCGCCGGCUGCUGCUGCUGCUGCUGCUGGAGGCGCAGCAGCAGCGCCGGCUGCUGACGCUGCUGCGGACGCAGCAGCAGCAGGGCAAGCGGCGGAGGCGGCGGGGGAGCUCUCCCCCGCUGCAGCAGCAGCAGCAGCAGCAGCAGCAGCAGCAGCAGCAGCAGCAGUGACCGAAAACGAGAUGCUGCCGAUAGGCGAAGCCGUGCCGGAGGGCGAGCACGUGCGCACGCUGCGCAUUUACUGCAGACCCCCCGCCGCAGCAGCAGCAGCAGCAGCAGCAGCGCCUGCUGCAGCAGCAGCAGCAGCAGCAGCAGCAGCAGCAAACUGCCGCGAAGUGCACGUGCUGCGGGUCUUUCGAGAGCCAGAUGUUAUGAUUGCUCCCGAAUUAAUUACUGCUGCUCAAUGCGACCAUUUGCUGCAGCUGGCCGAAGGCAAAUGGACCCGCAGCAAAACCAGCAUCGGCACCACUUCCGCUCCCCAGAGUGCUUACAAAACAGCAGAAAGCCUCACCAGAACCUCCGAGUCCGUGCUGCUGCAGGAGGCGCAGACUGCAGGAGUUGCUGCUGUCGAGCUGCUGGCCUGCGCCUUUGCGCAGCUGCCGCUGCAGCACUUGGAGGCUUUGGUCUUAGUGAAAUAUCAGCAGCAGCAGUUCUUCAAAGAACACCACGACGGCUCCUUCCGCCCCAAGACUGUGCUUCUUUACCUCAACGACGUGGAAGAAGGGGGGGAGACGCACUUCACGCGACUGGGUUUGAAAAUCGGACCCUCCCGGGGCUGUGGGGCCCUCUGGGCCAACAGGGGCCCCCAGGGCCUCAUGGACUUGCGGACUUUGCAUGCAGGAGUUGCUCCGAUCCGCGGCAGCAAAUUUGUUGUUAAUUGCUUCUUCAACGAGGCCGUGGUGAGGCCGGCGCGCCCCGAAAGGCCCCUGUCAGCAGCAGCAGCAGCAGCAGCAGCAGCAGCAGCAGCAGCAGCAGCAGCAGCAGCAGCAGCAGCAGCAGCGUGGGGCGCGGGGAAGCGCGGGGGAGGGCUCGCAGGGCGCGCGCGACGCGGGAAGAGGCGAAGGCAGCGACACCGACGGGCUGCAGCAGCAGCAGCAGCAGCAGCAGCAGCAGCAGCAGCAGCAGCAGCAACUGCAGCCUGCGGUCAACUUUGGGGGACUCUUCAACGGCAUGUCGCCUGUGAACAAACAUGCGAGCUUUUCUCCCGUGACGUCGCCGAUGCAGCAGCAGCUGCUGCACCAGCAGCAGCUGCAGCAGCAGCAGCAGCAGCAGCGGCUGUGGCUGCUGCUGCAGCAGCAGCAGCAGCAGCAGCAGCACGCUCCCUUCUUCUCCACCUCCCCUGCUGCAGCAGGAGGGUACCCCAAGCUGCCGCUGGCGCCCUUGGGGCUUUCUUUUGCCCCCCAGGGCUGUUCUGCCUGGGGGCCGCAUGCAGCAGCUCGUGCUGCUGCUGCUGCAGCAGCAGCAGCAGCAGCAGCAGGUCUGCCGGCCGGCCGCAGGUGGGCCUGCAACGCCCCUUCUACGGGCACCUGAGGGCCACAGAUCUGCAGCAACUGCAGCAAGCAGCUUCAGCAAAUUGUUCUGUCCAUUGCUGCUGUUGCUGCUGCUGCUGUUGCUGCUGCUGCUGCUGCUGCCACGGCUGCAGCAGCGGGAACUGCGGGAGGGGCACAGAUAACGUGGAGACAGAUUGCUGCAGCUGGCGCUGCUGCUGCUGCUGCUUCAGUUUGCUCUCAGCAGCAUUAGCUGCUGCUGCAGCUGCUGCUGCAGCAGCAGCUGCCGCCGCUGCUGCUGCUUCAGCCUGCCCACAGCAGCAUUUGCUGCUGCUGCUGCUGCUGCAGUUUGUGUCCAUUUGCUUCUAUUUUUGA